Saccostrea echinata is the source of this 2957-nucleotide messenger RNA. Its product is annotated as E3 ubiquitin-protein ligase MIB2-like. The transcript is spliced from 18 exons. Gene Ontology annotation, cellular component: cytoplasm. NCBI's taxonomy places the organism in Eukaryota, Metazoa, Mollusca, Bivalvia, Ostreida, Ostreidae. Gene Ontology annotation, biological process: protein ubiquitination. Gene Ontology annotation, molecular function: zinc ion binding; protein binding; ubiquitin-protein transferase activity. The record is from RefSeq and is a predicted model, not a curated record. The coding region runs from base 1 to 2580 and encodes 859 amino acids.
AUGGCGGGACUCCGUGUGGUACGGGGACCGGACUGGGACCAAGGGGACAGUGAUGGCGGGGAGGGACAUUUAGGGACGGUUGUGGGCGUCAUUGAGAAGGAGGUUGUCGUAAAUGUGGUGUGGGACAUCGGGAACAUUACAACUUGCCGGAUCGGAAAAGACAAGAAAUAUGAUCUGAGAGUGUUCGAUAAUGCCUCCAUUGGAAUUGUCUUUAAAAACAAGAAGUGUUCCGAAUGUCAGUGGGAACUAUUCUAUGGGAUGUGCUGGGAGUGCAAAAUCUGCAAAGACACCAACCUCUGUUCCAUUUGCUACUUCAGAGGCAAACACGACAUGGAGCACGAAUUUGUCAGAUAUACUAUGCCAAAUGCAGAAGGAGUCGAUGUCCAAAAACGCUUUUCAAGUUUGGCAAUGAGGUCAUUUGGAAUGUAUCCUGGCGCCAAAGUCAUCAGGGGAAAAGACUGGGAGUACGACGACCAAGACGGUGGAAGCGGAACAGUAGGAACCGUACGGGACAUUCGUAGUUUCAAAAAGGACAUGUCUCACCGUAACGCUGUUGGAGUCAUGUGGCCAUCAGGAAAAGGGUUCGUGUAUCGCAUUGGAUACAAAGGGAAGGUGGAUCUUGUUUGCAAAGAAGUGGCGAGAGGGUUUGAAUAUUAUCGUGAACACCUUCCACUGUUAGAUUUCAAUUUGAUUAAGAAUCAGGUUAGUACUCAGUCAACUGCUGGUGUAAAAAUUGGAGACCAAGUCUGCAUUACCCUUUCCAUAAUAGAAUUAAAAGAAGCACAGAAAAAUUUCGGUUUUCAUGACGAGAUGGAAAGUGCCAUAGGGAAACGUGGAAUAAUUGAUGGUUUUGCAGACAACGGGGGCAUUGUCGUCAGAUUCCAGGACAACAAAUGGGUCUUCAACCCAAAGGCUCUAAGCAAAGUUUGGAGGGUGGCCACGGGGGAGACUGUCCGUGUAAAAAAUGACCAACGAAAAGUUGAAGCCCUUCAAAAAGGCCAUGGAGAAUGGAAUCCAAAAAUGUCCAAGGUUUUGGGCAAAGUGGGUAAGAUAGCAAGAAUCACUCCUAAGAAUGACGUAAUUGUAUCAUUCGGGAGGAAACACUGGGUAUUUAACGUGGCCUGCUUGACCCCGUGCCCUGGGGCUCAAGUUGACGAGAUAGAGGAGGACGAUGAUCUUAGUUUAUCUGUUGCAGCUGCUGGUUUAGCGAAUGGAUUGGGAUUGCUUUUAGAGCAACUGCGAAUAUUACAUGCUCAGAAAACAAGAUUGUCCCCAGAACAAUUUCUUAGAAUGGUCGCUGAUGGAGACGAUAAGAUGGUUUUACAAAUGGUUAAAGGGGAACCAAACCUGUGUAACAUGCAAAUAAAAGGAACGACUGCGUUGAUUGCUGCAUCAUUUGAAGGGCAUGAUGCCGUUGUUAAGGUUUUGAUUUCUAAUGGAGCGAAAGUGGACCAAACGGACCAAAACGGAAACACGGCAUUACUGGCUUCUGUUUCUGCGGACAAACAUACCACCGUCAUGAUUUUGCUUGAAGCAGGGUGUGAUGUCAAUGCUGCUAACAAAAAUGGGAGGACAGCCAUCCAUGUGGCGGCUAAGGCUGGUUUCGAAGAACCAGCUAAACUUCUCAUUGCCUAUAAAUGUAGCGUUAAUGUCCAGGACGUUGCUGGAGAUACACCCCUACAUGAUGCAAUUGAAAAUGGCCAGAACGCUCUCAUUUCCCUAAUCGCUGAUGUCAAGGGCAUCAAUUUUAGGCUUGUUAACAGAAAGGGCUAUAAUGCUCUCAUAUUUGCCGCUCUGAAAGGAAAUAAAACUGCAACGAAUAAAAUCACUGCGAAAUGUCCAGAAAUGACAAAUGAACCAGACUCAAACAAGAACAACACAGCGCUCCAUGUUGCUGCAGUAAAUAACAAGACAGAGAUAGCAACCAUUCUGCUCCUGCAAGGAGGAGCAGAUCCUAAUAAGUCAAAUAAGGAUGGGAGGACCCCCCUCCACAUGGCCUGCAUUGAAGCGUACUACAAUAUGGUUAAAAUUCUUCUAGAUCACGGUGUUAGUAUUUCCGUCUCUGAUAACGACGGUAACACGCCACUACACUGUGCUCUAGGAGGUGUGCGAGCUCAACCAAUGCUGUUGAUCUUGAUGGGACAUCAGGUUCAAACUAAGACAGAAAGAGUGAAGAUUGCUUGUAUGUUGAUAGAAUUUGGUGCCAAGAUCGAUCAAAGAAACAAAAAAGGCCAACAAGCCAUAGACCUUGCCACAGAAGCAGACGUCAAAGCUGCUGUGCAACAACACGCUGACGCUGUAUCAAAAAGAAGAAGAGAAACGGGAGGCCGUGAUCGGCCAAAUUCCGGAAGAAAGGAACAGCUGAUGUUUCAGCAGCAAAUGGUUGUACCCUGCUUCAUGUGUUUCCGACAGACCGGAAGUGUGACUAAUGACCCAUGUGGCCACAGAUGCUUAUGCCCAAACUGCUGUUUCCGGACAGAAGAAUGUCCGGUAUGCUUACAGAAAAUUGAUCGGCGACUUGAUCCUCAUGGAAAUGUUUUACAGCCCCUUAAUUUAGAUGACCUUUGCAAAGUCCAGUAGCCGCUAGUAAAAUCAAAAACCUUACAAAAAACUUUUUAAAAAUCUUUCAGUGUGAUGUACAAAGAUGUUUAAGUUUGCAUCCACUAAUACUAUAAUGUACUAGCGAACAAAUAAUUAGUCACCGUGGCAUUUAAAACAAAACAAACACGAAAACUAAAUGUAACCUACUGAUGUAAAUAUUUGUGUGUAAUCUUUAUGUUUCUGCGUUUGUUUGCAUGUUUUUAAUUUUAUUUUUAAAUAUAUUAUCUUUAGCUGUGUACAUGUGUGAUAAUCCUCCACCCUCACCACCACCUGGUGCAACUGAUGUACACGGUAACAUACUCGGAAAUUAAAAUAUGUGUGAAUCCGUAUACGCUAUUUGAAAUCACAACGACAUU